Carcharodon carcharias (great white shark) is the source of this 17926-nucleotide messenger RNA. It is a transcript of the gene chd6, whose product is annotated as chromodomain helicase DNA binding protein 6. The record is from RefSeq and is a predicted model, not a curated record. The transcript is spliced from 37 exons. The coding region runs from base 63 to 8369 and encodes 2768 amino acids. Gene Ontology annotation, molecular function: ATP-dependent chromatin remodeler activity; protein binding; ATP binding. Lineage: Eukaryota; Metazoa; Chordata; Chondrichthyes; Lamniformes; Lamnidae.
AUGCAAACGUCUGGCUUUCCCUGCUGAACUAGAGACAGGAGCCUGGCUAAGGAUGGUUGGAAAUGGCCUGCUUUUUAAUGGGGGCAGACACUGCACUAGCUUUCUCCGGUGAGGUUAGAUAUCAGCCUUCCACUUCAAAGGCAUCCAAGCAUCCGCUGACACCAGAUGCCUCAUCAGUUGAUGGACACACAGUACAGCUCUCGCACACAAGCACUAAGGACCAACCAAACUCCCUUAAUCCAGCAAAAGCUCCAGAAACACCUGGUCCCUUGGCUGAGACCAGCAGCAAGAAUGAUGCUCAAGGCGCACAGGCCGACGUAAGCGUGAACCAAACGCUGGCCCUUACCAAGUUUGAGGAUGGUGGCACUAGGAUUAAGAAAAAAAGGAAGAAAAAAGAGCUGAAAGAGGAGGCGAGUAGUGAAAAAGCAACCAGUGACAGUGCACCCAAACCAAAGAAGAAGAGAAAGGAGCCCAAAGGGGACAAGGAACCUAAAGAGGGCAAAGGGGCUAAGGAGCCAAAAGGUUCUAAAGGACCCAAGGGCAUUAGAGAACCGAAGGAACCAAAAGGGGCCAAGGGGGCCAAAGAGCCGAAGGAGCUUAAGGGUACCAAGGAACCCAAGCAACCUAAAGAGCCAAAAUGUAAAUCCAACACUACACCCAAAACCAAGGCCAGCAAGAAAACCAGCAAAGAGCAAGGCCCAACACCAACUGAAAAGAAGAAGAAAGGCAAAAGGAAAAAUGGUGUUCCGGGGGAGAAUUCCGAACAGGAGCAGUCGGCAGCAAAGGCAUCGCAGGCCACAGAGGAGCUAACGGAUGCACAGAAGCGACGAUCAGGCCGUCAAGUAAAACGAAGGAAAUACAAUGAAGACUUGGACUUCAAAGUUGUCGAUGAUGCCGGUGAAACAAUUGCUGUACUGGGAGCAGGGCGGAUUUCUCCGAACUCUGGGUCCUCACAGAAAGGAAACCAGACGACGGAGAACCAGGAGGAAGAUGAAUCUGCUGUCAUUGAGAAGAUACUGGCCAUGCGCACAGUGCAGAAGGAGAGUCCCGGUGGGAAGCUGCAGGAGAUUGAAGAAUUCUACGUCAAAUACAGAAAUUACUCCUACCUGCACUGCAAAUGGGCAACGGUGGAGGAGCUGGAGAAAGACAAAAGGAUUCACCAGAAAAUCAAACGUUUCAGGACCAAACGGGCCCAGAUGAAGAACCUUUUUGUUGAGCCGGAUGAGGAACCCUUUAAUCCAGAUUAUAUCGAAGUGGACAGGAUCCUGGAUGUAGCACAUACGAUAGACACUGAAACUUCAGAGCCUGUGACUCAUUAUCUGGUGAAGUGGUGCUCCCUACCCUAUGAAGAAAGCACUUGGGAGCUGGUGGAAGACAUUGACCCAGCAAAAAUACAGGAAUACGAAGAUUUGCAGAUCAUUCCUGAAGUCACAAACUUGGAGCGCCCUCCUGCUGAAACUUGGAAAAAACUGGAGCUGUCAAGACCAUACAAGGCAGACAAUAAACUCAGGGAGUACCAGCUGGAGGGAAUGAACUGGCUGCUCUUCAACUGGUACAACAGAAAAAAUUGUAUUCUAGCUGAUGAAAUGGGUCUGGGGAAGACAAUCCAAUCAAUUACAUUUCUAUAUGAAAUAUACCUGAUGGGUAUCCGGGGCCCUUUCCUCAUUAUUGCACCUCUGUCCACGAUAGCCAAUUGGGAGCGGGAGUUUCGAACGUGGACAGAGGUAAACGUAAUUGUGUAUCACGGCAGUCAGAUCAGUCGGCAGAUGAUUCACCAGUAUGAAAUGCACUACAAGGACUCUGAGGGCGCUCCUAUCCAGGGUCUUUUCAAAUUCAAUGCAAUCAUCACCACAUUUGAAAUGAUUUUGGCCGAUUGUCCUGAGUUACGAAAAAUCCAGUGGAGUUGUGUGGUCAUCGACGAGGCUCACAGACUGAAAAACAGGAACUGCAAACUGCUGGAGGGUCUCAAACUCAUGGCACUGGAACACAAAGUACUUUUGACUGGAACCCCUUUGCAAAAUACAGUGGAAGAACUCUUCAGUUUGUUAAAUUUCCUUGAACCUGUUCACUUUCCUUCUGAAUCCACCUUCAUGGAGGAGUUUGGAGACCUGAAAACUGAUGAACAGGUGAAGAAGCUGCAGGCAGUGCUGAAACCCAUGAUGCUCCGAAGACUGAAGGAUGAUGUGGAAAAAAACCUGGCUCCGAAAGAGGAGACCAUCAUUGAGGUGGAACUAACCAACAUCCAGAAAAAGUACUAUAGGGCCAUCUUGGAGAGGAAUUUCUCCUUCUUAGCCAAAGGGGCCAACCAGGCCAACAUGCCAAACCUGCUGAAUACCAUGAUGGAACUGAGAAAGUGCUGUAAUCAUCCCUACCUGAUUAAUGGUGCUGAGGAGAAAAUCCUGGAUGAAUUCCGUGAAGUGCACAACCCCGAUGCUCCAGAUUUUCAGCUGCAGGCCAUGAUUCAGGCAGCGGGUAAAUUGGUGCUGAUCGACAAACUGUUACCCAAACUGAUUGCUGGCGGACACAAGGUGCUGAUUUUCUCCCAGAUGGUGCGCUGCCUGGACAUACUCGAAGAUUACCUCAUCCACAGACGAUACACCUAUGAGCGCAUUGAUGGCAGGGUAAGGGGGAACCUGAGACAGGCUGCAAUCGACCGUUUUUCGAAACCAGACUCGGACCGCUUUGUGUUUCUGCUCUGCACCAGAGCGGGAGGCCUUGGGAUCAAUCUUACUGCGGCAGACACUUGUAUCAUCUUCGAUUCGGAUUGGAACCCACAGAAUGACCUGCAGGCUCAGGCCCGAUGUCAUCGGAUAGGACAGAAUAAAGCAGUUCAAGUGUAUCGCCUAAUAACUCGCAACUCGUAUGAGCGAGAGAUGUUCGACAAGGCCAGCCUCAAGCUGGGUCUUGACAGAGCUGUACUGCAAGCAAUGAAUCGCAAAGGAAACACUAAUGGGGUACAGCCAUUGUCUAAGAUCGAGGUGGAAGAUCUGCUUCGUAAAGGAGCAUAUGGAGCUCUGAUGGAUGAGGAGGAUGAGGGAUCAAAAUUUUGUGAAGAGGACAUUGAUCAGAUACUACUUCGUCGAACACGCACCAUCACCAUUGAAUCGGAAGGGAAGGGCUCCACAUUUGCAAAGGCCAGUUUCGUGGCUUCAGGGAAUAGAACUGAUAUAUCUUUAGACGACCCCAACUUCUGGCAAAAAUGGGCCAAAAUUGCAGAGCUGGAUAUUGAGUCGAAAAAUGGAAAAGACAGCUUGGUAAUUGACACACCACGUGUCAGGAAACAGACAAAACACUACAAUUCUUUUGAGGACGAUGAGUUGAUGGAGUUCUCCGAGCUUGACAGUGACAGUGAAGAUAGACCUUCGAGGUCUCGCCGUCUUCAUGACAAGACCCGCCGAUACCUCCGAGCAGAGUGCUUUCGGGUGGAAAAGAACCUGCUGAUAUUUGGGUGGGGUCGAUGGAAGGACAUCCUGUCACAUGGACGAUUCAAGUGGCACCUGACAGAGAAGGACAUGGAGACCAUUUGUCGCACUCUUCUGGUUUAUUGCCUGAAACACUACAAAGGGGAUGAGAAGAUCAAAAGCUUCAUCUGGGAUCUUAUUACUCCAACAAAAGAUGGACAGAACCAAGCACUGCACAAUCACUCAGGGUUAUCAGCGCCUGUACCCAGGGGGAGGAAAGGCAAGAAGAUGAAAACUCCGCUGUCCCAGCCAGAGCUGAAGAAUGCUGAUUGGGUGGCCACCUGUAACCCAGAUGUGCUCUUCCAUGAUGAUGGCUAUAAGAAACAUCUCAAACAGCAUUGCAACAAGGUCUUGCUGCGAGUCCGGAUGCUGUAUUACCUUAAACAGGAGGUGCUGGGAGAGGCUGCUGACAAAGCUUUGGAUGGUAUUGAUGCGAGUAAGCUGGAAGUCUGGAUUCCUGAUGUUGACUACAAUGAUGUGCCCGUCGACUGGUGGGGCGGAGACUCAGACAAGUCCCUGCUCAUUGGAGUUUAUAAACAUGGUUACGAGCGAUAUAAUGCGAUGAGAGCUGACCCAGCACUCUGCUUCCUCGAAAGGGUUGGCAUGCCCGAUGAAACCUCGCUAGCGGCCGAGCAAGGAGGCGUUGACCUGCCAUCAGACAUAACUGAAGGGGUUGACCUGUGUAAAGGUGAUGACUCUGAGUCGAAAUUGGAUGGACAAUUCAAGGACCAGCCAGAUGAAGAUGCAAACUCCUGCACUGAAUCGGGGGUUAUGGAGAAAGGGGAAGACUCCAUUUUAGCCCAGGAUGGUACAGACAUUGACCGCCCGCAGUGGCCAGUUGCGUCAGUGCUCACGGCUCGCCUCCGUCGUCUCAUAACAGCUUAUCAACGCUGCAAUCGUAAGGAGCUGGUGAGGAUGGAAUCUUUGGCUCGCAAUAGCCGGCGUCGCUGGUAUCCGCAGGACGAGAUCUGGGGAAGAGUACCAGAAAUGGACAUUGUUACCAUGGACAUCCAGCAACGAUGGACAAGGAGGGAGCAGACAGAUUUCUAUCGUGUGGUCUCGACGUUUGGUGUGGUGUACGAUCCUGACAGGAAGCAGUUUAAUUGGAACCAAUUCCGCAGCUUUGCCAAGCUGGAGAGAAAAACGGAUGGGAGCCUGGAGAGAUAUUUCCGAAGCUUCAUGGCCAUGUGCCGAAAUGUGUGCCGGUUGCCUCAGCGGAAAGAAGAGCCUUCAGAUCCAAGCAUUUUUGUUGAGCCCAUCACAGAAGAACGUGCUUCAAGGACUCUGUACCGCAUUGAACUGUUGAGGAAAGUUCGGGAGCAGGUACUCCGGAGCCCGCAGCUGAAUGAGCGGCUGAAACUGUGCCGGCCCAGCCUGUACCUGCCGGUAUGGUGGGAGUGUGGCAAACAUGACCGUGAUCUGCUAAUUGGCACUGCCAAACAUGGCCUCAGCCGGACAGACUACUACAUCCUUAACGACCCUCAGCUUUCCUUCCGGGAGGCCCACAGAAACUAUGUGCAGAAUGGAAGCAGCUACUUCCAGAAUGUCCCAGCGCCUUACAGCCAGUCCUCACUCAACCUCAGUCAGUCUGCUUCCCCUGCAUCCACUGUGCUCACUCUAGGAGAGAAAGACAACAUUGAACAGAUCGAUGCGGAACAGGAGAAGAUGGAAGAGGCUUUGGAACAGCCGAGCCCAGAAGCAGGUACAUUCAGUGUCUGUUUGGAAGUGAAAAGUGAAGAGGAUGCUGCAGAUUCCACAAGCAGGUGUGAUGCCUUCCAAGCUAAACCCAGACCAUCUGAACCAGACACUGCAGGGAGUAAAUGGAGUGCAGUAAAUUGCAUUCAGGCUGGAUUUUACAAAGUGCCAAAUGCACACACGGAGUCUAAAGGAACAAGUGACUUCAGCGGGAACUGCAAAGAGGAUAAUGGGGUGGAUAGUUUACAAAAUCCCAUCCUUAAAUCUUGCACUGCUGCAGGAACUGUACCAAUGGAAAAUUUGCAGCCUCUGUGUGUUGAUGCCAACCAAGCGACACUAAACUGUUUGAACUUCCUGCAGGUGAAAUCCAAUGGUGUGUUAAAAUUGCAAACUGUAUCGGAGGAGAUGGUGGACAGUGUAGCGCCUGUGUGUGGUAUUACUGGAACAGAACCUGUGGUGGACACAGUGCUUGGUGUGAUUGCGAAGUGUGACCUUGCACAGCACGAGCUGGUUAAAGCUGAAAACGGAUGUACAGAAGAUAAGCGUUCAAUAGGGAUUACAGAUCGGGAGGCCAUAAUGAUUGAACAUACCUAUGAUGUGCAAGCUAAAUAUCUGGGGGUAGGUCACACGCAGACCGCAGCCAAUGGCAUAGACAAACCACAAGUUGAAAUCAGCCCGUCUGACUCGAAUUCUCCAGCUGCUUUGCCCAGAGGUCCCGAGGUCAUCAAUGAUUUGAAGCCGACAGAAGUUGUGACAAGCAGUGAGUGGCAGGCUGUAGCUGUGAAUGAGAGCAGCUCAAGAAAGGAGGCUGAAAGCAUGACCAGUGCAUGCACCAGAUCAGAUCAUGCACCAUUUGAGGCUGUUGAUGUGAAAUGCCUGCCGAGUGGAUCUCUGUCUUUCAAAGCUGCCCGCUCCAUUGUGAAGAUGACGGAGGGUGAGCCGGGGUCACCCUCUGACCAUGUAGGAGUGGCCCCCAUAAAGCAGGAGGUGACAUUUAGACACCUCCUUGAGGACUGCAUCAAGGAGCAUGACAGCCUGUGUGAAACAGAAGAAAAAUCUGAGGAAGAUGGCUCUCAGCCUGAAGGCGCUAUCCCACUGAAGAAUUUUGAUGAGGAGAGCAACACUUCUACCAGCCUGGGUCAAGACGAGAUCCAGGACAACCUCCUUCAGGAUAUCAGGGAGCCAACCAUCGCUCAACUGCUUCAGGAGAAGACACUCUAUUCUUCUGCAGAGUGGCCAAAGGACCGAGUCAUCAUAAACCGCAUUGACAACAUCUGUCAUGCUGUGCUGAAAGGGAAAUGGCCGUCAGCACAACAGCAGAGCCUUGAACCUCAGGGUGGGAUAUAUUCUACGGCUGCUCCAGCAGAGAGUUUGAACGUGAGGAGCUGCCUCAAUGUCCCAGUACAGGCUACGCACACCCUCAGCAUUGCUGAUGGCUCCGUCUCCUCCCAUCAGCUUACAAAGGAGAGCUUACUCGCAUUAACAUUCCCGAGGGAUCAAAGGAGGAGGAGACGGAAAUACGAGUUUGAGACAGACCGAGGUGCAAAGCGGAAGAACCUGGAAGAAGUUUCCCCAUCUCUUACUCGCCCUCCUGUAAUUUUGAAUGGAUGGCAAGAGACUGCUAUGGACCUCUCGAAAGCUUCUGAGGAGGUGUCCAGUUCAGUACCGGUCAUCAUCAGUACAAGCACGCCAAAGCUGGGAUCGCUAGAGCCCUCAACUGCUUUCAGGGCAGACAUGGCUGGGAUCCUGCAGGCAGGCCUCGUCCACCCAGUCACUGGACAGGUGAUUAACGGCGCCUUUAGAGGUGAUGACACGUCGAGGAGGAGGAGAGGGCGAAGAAAGAACGUCGAAGGAGUUGACAUUCUCUUCAUGAAGGAGAAAAAGCCAGAGAAUCUGGAGAUGGACCUUUCAAAGCAGCUUUUCUCUGGGGCGGCUCGCUCCGCCGACAACAUGAUGAUUAAACUCCCCCAAGGCAAGCAGCGACUGCCAACCGAGGAAGAGCAGAAAAACAAGAGUCUGAUCGAGUGGCUGCGGCAGCAUCCCACCUACACUAUGGAUGUAUCCAACCUGGCUCCCAAUUGUACGGCAAUUUUACAUGGCCUUUCAGAACGGCCCAAACAGAGGAGGCAUCGUUGCAAGGAUCCCAGUAAAUUGGACAUCAAUACACUGACCGGGGAGGAGAGGGUACCUGUUGUCCAUAAGGGAAGUGGAAGAAAGCUAGGAGGAGCUAUGGCCCCACUGAUAAAGGAGCUGGCAAGGUGGCUAGAUGCAAACCCGGACUAUGCUGUUGCACCAGAGUGGGCAGAAAUUGUGAAGCAUUCGGGCUUUCUACCAGAGAGUAAGUUCAGCCGCAUCCUGACUGAGCCUGUGGUGAAAGAGGCCGGCAGCAGAAAGAGGGGAAGGAGACCAAGGAGUGAAAUGGCCAAGACUGGCGGAGUUUUGACCGAGACCGCCACGGCAAUGGGACCAAUGUUAAUGAAUGGGCUCAUUGCUGGGAUGGAUCUGGUGAGCUUGCAGAAUCUCAGAAAUAUUCAUAAUCUUCAGCUAGCUGGGCUGAUGGGAUUUCCAGCUGGCUUUGCAGCAAUCCCUUCUGGAGAGGAUGGCAAGAGCAGCCUGAACAUGUUGCCCAUGAUGCUCCCUGGGGUGGCUGGGAUGUCACAUGUGUUUGGCGUUGGAGGGUUGUUGAACAGCCCAUCAGUGGUAUCAAGUACCAGCACUUCAAGCACAUCUACCUUGACAAUGAGUGCUUCUUCAAAAGUGGAUAAAGGCAGUGAACAGAAGGGUAAUGCUGCAGAGUCGAUGAAACACGGAGAAGGUUCUUCGUCAGGAGAUAAGCCUGGUCCGAGUUCAUCCUUCCAUGACUCUGGUGAAGCCAGAGUCACUACCAGCAACCCAUUGUCCUUCAACCCAUUCCUGCUGCACAGCAUGCCCGCUGGCUUAAUUUACCCAUCUAUGUUUCUUCCACAUGGCAUCGGUAUGGCAAUGCCUGGCUUUGCGCAAGCUGGGCACUCUGAAGCAGAAAGCACCGAGAGCCCAAAGAAGAAGAGGAAGAAAGCCAAGGAGGAGACUGCAAAUGAUGGGACUGAAACCAGCCCACAACAAACAACUGCUGAAGUGAGCACAGGAAAAUCGACAGACUCCACUGCCAUGCAGGACAGUUCUGGGCAGGAGAUUGAAAAAAACUCUGUAGAUGGAACCCAGAAUGCUGAGUAGAAUUUGUAUUUGCUUUUAGGUCAACUCUAGGUUUUCUUGAUUUCAAAAUUUAAACCAUGUUUAUGACCCCUUUUCUCCUGCCUGGUCUCUUUUGCCCCCACCCCGUGCUGUGUGAGACUUAGGAACGUAAAGCACUCAUAUUAAAUUCAUCCAUUGAGUUCAUUUUUAAUGUCAUGUUUUAAUUGGGUAGCCACAAUCUCCACUCAGGAACUAUACUUCGAUUGUUGUGUGGAGAUUAUGGUUGGCUGAUCUUUGGGGAAGAGAGAGGUAGGGAGGCAAAAAUGUGUUGAUUCUCCAUACACCAUCCAAAUAUAUCAUGCGAGAGCAUUGUCAACAUUUUAUUCAAUGCCUCUUGCUCUAGUUUUGUCAGUAUUUCACCUCCCAUUUUUUUUUUUUAUAAAACCAAGUGGGGGGAUUCUGUCAGCUUUAACCCUCCUUGGCUGGUGAGAUGGCAAGGGUUCAUAUGCUUGUCCUGCCUUUGUACAGUACCAGGAGCCGGUUGAUGAGUGUGUUGUUAGGGGAUGCAGUGUGGCUGUGUGUGUCACGGUCUAAUAACCUCUAAUAGGAGUGUGUAUUUCAUACAGUAGCUGUUCCACACUCUCGUACUAUGUUAGAACAAUUUGGAACUUCUGAUAUUGGGGAAGGGGUGAAUAAAAAUUACAAUGAUGCCUCUUCAGGAUCAAUCCCUUUUGAAUAGUUUGCAAAUUAGACUUCUAAAAGAUGCAUUGAGUGCAAAGGUUUUCGAACAAUUCUACAUAUUUUUUAUUGUAUCUCUGAAUUAAAGAACCGGUGGCUAAGCUUGACUCCUGAGGCUGAAUAUAGUUGUGCUCAGUAUCACUGGCACCCUCAUCAAGCCACACAUAUGGUCCAAUAUGGGGUAAGAUAAAGUUGGUAACCCUGUGUGACACCCUGCUCAUUGUGUUUCUUUGAGCCAAGGAGAUGUAUAAAUACAGGUCCCCUGAUCUACAAAGAUGAUCCGAUGCUGUGAAACUCCAGCUACAGAUCAGGUUAGUUGGCUUUAAUUAGUAUCAGUUGAAGAUCAUCAGUUAUUCAACUAACUUUGAGAUGAUUGCUGGAUAUGGCACCUUGCUUUGCCUUUGUCUACUAUGAACAACCAGAAUCAGUACCAGUUCUGACCUUGUAUCUGCUCAUCGCACCAAUAUGCCAGCCAUCCUGUACUGGCUAAAUAUACCUGCUGCAGGAUUUCAUCUCGCUUUCCUCCCCCACCCCUCCCCCCCAAAAUAGUCAUCUAAUUAAUUUCAGUCCUUCCAAAUCUGCAGGACAGCAUUUUAGAAUAUAAAGCCUUAGCUUCCCAGAAUGUGAAGCCCAAAAAAAAAGUGAGGUCUUGGGACAUUAGUUUCCCUAUAGUGAGGAAAGAUUCUGAUUCCUGCUGUAGUCAUUUUGUGUCAUUAUAAGGUUAAGUACAGUAUGUGAGAGUGGAAGAUGAGCUUUUCCUGUUACAGUAUAACACUUGAGGAUUUUAAUUUAGUUUUAUGAGGGGUUGGGAGAGAAGACAAAAUUAAUAAUUCCCAGAAAUACCUUUUUGCCAUUCUUUUAGUCUUUAGUUUAGUUAAAACUUAGUGAACUGUAUCAAUAAAUUGUUUUUAAAAAAAACAUUUUUAAAAAGAGGGUCACCAAGGACCAAUGUGCUUGAUCACUCAUUCUGAAUCCAGAUCUUUGCCCAGUUCACUAUCAGUUGGUCCAUUGUUCCAAGGUGGGUGGCAGUGUAAAUGCAGCCCGUUAGUUUGGAUGGGACAAUGUACCAAGUAACACUGACAGUGGCAAUAUGCAUUGUGUUAGUCAAUACUUGAUAAAUUGCCCCUAUCUUCAUCUCACCCCCAAUUUUUGCUAAGAAGAUGCCUGAUUGCAGUGUAAUUGUGGCUGAUAACAGAUAGGGAGACCGUGUAAAAAGGUGGUAUCACAGUAGCAGCAUGUUUUGAAUGAGUUUUUAACUCUCUCAGCUCCCUUCCCCUUGCCCUUUCUUUCCUUUUCCCUUAAUGUUUUUGACAAUACCAGCAGACUGGCGCAGCAGGUGGACACUGUAGCUUCAAUUAAGCCAAGUGAAGUCUCCUGGAGCUGAACAUUACACCAGGUCCUGACUGAACUUAGACAUGAAGCUUUUAAUUGAUGGUUUAUUUCCAAAGGGAAUAUCAAAGUCUCGAAGUAUUCACAAAGUUGACUGUCCACUGAAGUUUUUUUUUAAAACAAGUGUUGAUUUUCAUUUUCUUUACUGUUACAACCUUACGUAAGUUAUGGAUUUGUACCAAGGUCCAAAUGUUGAGUCAUAUAUUUCGUUAUUGCAUUAUUUAUUCAUCUGUUGUAUGUCAAUGUGUUUUUUUAUUAUAUAUAAUAAUUAUUCUGAAUCACUAACUAUAAAAUUCUGACUCUUUUUUUACCUUGAAGAUGAGCAAAUGGUUUUUGAAAUCUGCAUGGCAAAUUCAGCAGUUAGAAGUCUGAAAAAGUUAUUUCUAAUAAUUUACAGAAACUUUUAUCAGUGAGCUUUUGUCCCCACCCAAAAGAGCAGUGUGUUUAUUGAGAAAGUGUCCCAUCUGUUGGUCUGCACUGAGUUCUGAUAACUCAGAAUCACUUAUUUAAAAAAUCUCUCUGCCAAGUCUUGCAUUGUACAAGGUUGCCCUCAGUUAAUUAUAUAAACCAUGAAUUUAACCAUGAAUUGUCCACUAAAAGGCAAAGAUUCAGUUUAGUUCCAUGAUAGAUAUUUAAUUAUGGUCAAAAUGAAUCUGACGUGGCUAUGAAUUUUGGGAAUAUGGGCCAGUAAAAUGCUCCACCAAUGGCACUGAAAUAUAACACUGAGGCUGGAUGGGGGCGGGGGAAGGAGGAGAAGAGUUCAAGGCAUCAGAAUUCUGGUGGCGAUACAGUAUUGUCCGACUCCCCACCCGCCCAACACACCCACACACAAACAUACGCACAUGCACUUUCAUCUCCCAGCACCCCUGUUACAUCCUGCUACCCUCUUGACCAUCUGUUAGUAACAACCUUGUAGCUGCUCUUUCCCUAUUUUGGAUCAUGUUAUUGGAAAUCACCUGCAAGUAGCUGGAAAUUUACACCAAGCAAAGUAAGAGGAUUGUGAUGUAUCAUAGAGAGCAUUUGUCGACACCACCAAGCACUUAAUGGUUUUUAUUCUCUGGUUAGUCGUCGUGGAGAGACACAAGUUACCCAUGUAUUAGUUAAUAUUUUCAAGGUACUUGUAGUAUAAGUUUGGAGUCAGUUGAAGCUUAUAUUCAUAAUGUGAAAGUUUCUGAAACAAUGUUUUAUAGUUCCAAUUAAUGGGCAGUUGGCAUGGUGAAGUGCCCUAGGAUAAUGCAAUGGAUGGGACCCUGUGGCAGGUAAUGUUGCAGCAGUGUGCAUGGUUUAGCUAUUGUUGGGACUGAUUUUAGGGAGGUGUUGGCUUGCAGUAUUACCCUGAUUGGCACAUUUGACGUGAUGGUAAAGUGGCAGCAUCAGAGCUGGAGGGCACAGGAUUAAUUUCCUCACUCCUUAGUCCUUAGAUUUGAGGGGAGUAGCAAAGCACAGAUUCUGAUAUCUCCCUGUGGGAAAAAUUCAGGCUGUACUUGUUUGGUCACCAUUUUGCUCCUUCUAGUGACUUGGCAGAAGGGCUUUGGUAAAGGCCUGGUUUCAGGUAAUCUUGAAGUUGAAAUUUGACGAAAGCUUUAAAAAUGGAGAGGAAACAAGUAUCCAUCAUUGAAGGAGUAAAAUGAUCCUUUUGAACUUGUGGGAUAGGAAAGAUAUGAACAUUAGUUACUGAUGACUAAAUGAUUUGGCUAUUUUGUUUCUCUCAUUAUAAACUUGUGUGAACAACAAAGGUCAGUGCCUACAUUGGGGCUGGGUGGGGGAAUCUGUAACAAGGCUUAUAGUUUGCUGACAAAGACCAUUAAUCGCAUCCUGCCAAAUCACAGUUCAUUUCCUUUAUCUUUAUUCUCUUGAUUUUUUCAGUGCAGUACUGAGGGAAUACUGCAUUGUUGGAGGUGCCAUGUUUUGGAUUAGAUGUUAAACUGAGUCCCCAUCUUCCUUUUCAGGAAGAUGCAGUAGAUUUGUGACACUACUCGAAGAAGAUGACCAGAAUGUUCUCCCCAAUACCCUGGCUAAUAUUUAUUGCUCAAACAAUAUUACUUUGUAAAGAAAAUUUAUCCAGUUAUUGUGGGAUCUUGCUGUGCUGAAAUUGACUGUCAUAUUUCCUUACAACAUUCCCUACAGAUCUCCAAGCGUUUUGGAAACCUCUGAGGCUGUGAAGGCAUUAUAUAAAUGAAAGUUCUUUCUUUCUACCUCCAACCAUUACCAACCCAUGUUACAAGGUUGUCUUCAAUUCAAUGUGCUUUUAUAUUGCUUAACCUCCUUAGUGGAACCUUAUCAUCUGUCUUCUGGAAGUCUAUACAGACAACAUCCAUAUACACUCCCAUUUUCAGCAUACUGGUGACCUUGUCAAAAAUUUCAACUAGGGUAGUAAGACAUGGCCUAUUCUUCACAAAUCCAAGCUGACUCUUAUUGGAGAGAAAGAAAGACUAGUGUUUCCAUAGCGCCUUUCACAACCUCAAGAUGCUCCAAAGUGCUUUACAGACAAUGAAGUGUAGUCACUGCUGAAAUGUGGCAGCUAAUUUGCACAUAGUAAAGAUCCCAAGAACAGCAGUGAUUAUGAUUAGGUAAUCCUUUUUAGUGACUUUGAUUUGAGGAAUAAAUAUUGGCCAGAACUCUGGGAAAAUUCUCCUGUUCUUCAAAUAGUGUCAUGCAAUCUUAUACAUCUGUGUGAGAGAGCAGACAAGGCCUCUGUUAACAUCUCAUCUGAAAAUACAGCAUUCAUUCAACAGUGCAACUUUCCCUCAGUGCUACACUGGAAUGCCAGCCUAGGUUAACCUUCUAACUUUGGUGAAAAUGCUGCCACCCAAUUCAUAGCUUUUAUGACUUUUCCAAUUGCUCUGUCAUUGGUUGAUUCCAGUAACAUUCUUAUAAUUGAUGUUAAACUGACAGGUCUGUGGUUACCUGAUUUGUUCCUUAAAUAGUUUUUAAGUUUUCAGUUCAAACGCAUAAUUCCUGAAUCUAGAGAGAUUUGGAAAAUUGUGACAAAGACAUAAACAAUUUCUCUCAUUUCUUUUAAUAUCUGGGAGGAAAAAGCCAUCUCACCUAGAGAUUUGUGUCUCUUAAGUCCUAUUAUGCACUACCUUAUUAAUAUUAUACUUGUAUUGAAUCCACCAAAUUUCUCCCCUUGACUUGUUUUCAGGUUCCCUUCUACUGCUGUUCCCUUAGUCCUGUUCUUCCACUAUGAAAUGGUAUACAAAGCAUUGAUUUGACGUAACUGCCAUUUCCUUAAUUGUCCAGUGUAGUCUUGCCAACUUUAAUGGACCCUGAUUCCCAUUACAUCUCUUAAUAAAUUUAUAAAACUUUCUUAGCUUUGAUAUUCCUUGCAAAUUUCUUUAAAUAGUCUUUUAUUGCACCUCAUUACUUCCUUUACAUUUCUUUGUUACUUUUUAUAGCUCUGCUGGAUAUCCACUUUGCAUUUGUAGCUUCCCUUCCUUCUUGCCUUAUUUGUUAGCCAUAGUUGCAUUACCACAUUAGUAGAUUCUUUGGCUUUUAGAAGAUCAUACAAAAUACUUUUAAUACUUCCCACUGUUUGGUCCCUUGUCCAAAUAGCUAUUCAUGGUAAGAUUAAGACUUUUUGUCAUGCUCUUCUAUCAAGUGUCAGGUGUGGCUUGGGUGAUAGCACUUUCGUCUCUGAGUCAGAAGGUUGUGGGUUCACGUCCUGGAGUAGCAUGUAAAUCAAGGCUGGCCCUUCUGUGCAGCAUUCAUUGAGUGAGACAUUAAGUUGAGGCCCCACAGCCUUGUAUCUUCCUGCUAUUGGCAGCCAAACAACCUGAUUGCUUGUAAUGGACUUCCUCUUUUGCAAGUGCCCAACAGUGUUGCACUUAGUGACGUAGUGCUAGGUAUGUUUUGAGUGUGUUUGGAGCACUGAAAUAAAAACAAAAAAUGCUGGAAAAGCUCAGCGGGUCUGGCAGCAUCAGUGGAGAGAGAAACAGAGUUAACGUUUCGAGUCCGUAUGACUGCUCUUGAAGAAGAGUCAUAUGGACUCGAAACGUUUUUCUGUUUUUGCUUCAGAUUUCCAACAUCCGCAGUAUUUUGCUUUUUUCUUAGUGUUUGGAGCAUUGUUUUGUUUCCUGCUCACACCCGUCUCGAGUGUGGAAAAGCAGAGUUUAUUGCACUUCAGUUCCUGGUGAAAAUUCCAAAGAGGAGACUAGAUGGGCUGAUUAAUCACGAGAAACUUUGAUAGGCAGUUACAUAGUGAAUUAUGGCACAGACGGAGGCCAUUUGACUCAUCAAGUCCAUACCUGCACCUCACAGAGCAUUCCAAUCAGUCCCACUUCAUUGCUCAGUCCUGCAAGUUUAUUUUCUUCAAGUGGUUAUCUAAUUUCUUUUUGAAAUCAUUUAUCGUUUCCACCUCUAGCACACUUGUGGGCAGCAUGUUCCAGGCCAUUACUACUCACUUCAUAAAAAAAGUUCUUCCUCUCAGUUACCCCCUGCAUCUCUUGCCCAAAAUCUUAAUCCUGUGUCCCCUAGUCCUUGUACAAUCAGCCAGUGGGAAGAGUUUUUCCUUGACUACCUUAUCUAAGCCUGAGAUAAUCUUGUACACCUCAAUCAAAUUUCCCCAUAAUCUUCUUUGCUUUAAGGAAAACGCCCCCAGCCUUUCCAACCUAAACAUGUAACUAACCCCUCACCCCGCCCCCAUCCCUGGAGCCAUUCUGGUAAAUCUGCUUUGUAUCCUCUCAAGGAUCUUGACAUCUUGCCUAAAGCGUGGUGACCAGAACUGGAUGCAAUACUCUAUAUAGCAUUUAUAUAGCGUCUUUCACGACCAUCAAAGUGCUUUAAGCCAAUGAAGUGUAGUAUACUUUCUGAAGUGUAGUCACUGUUGUACAUAGAGGUUCAGCAUGACCUCCCUGCUUUGGUACUCAAUGUCUCUCUUUGUGAAGCCCAAGAUGCCCAUAUGCUUUCCUAACCACUCUCAAUAUGUCCUGCCAUCUUUACAGAUCGAUGUACAUGCACCCCCAGGUCCCUCUUCCUGCACACUCUUUAGAUUUAUGCCAUUAAGUCCAUAUUUUCUCUCCUUAUCCCUUCUGCCAAAAUGCAUCACUUCUCACUUCCCUGUAUUAAAUCCCAUUUUCCACUUGUCCGCCCAUUCUGCUAGCCUAUCUAUGUCCUGUUGUAGGCAAUUUGUAUCAUCCUCACUGUUUAGCACUCCUCCAAGUUUGGUAUCAUUGCCAAAUUUUGAAAUUUUACUCUGUAUUCCAAGAUCCAAGUCAUUUAUGUACAGCAAAAAAAAAGCAAUGGUCCUAGCACCAAUCUUUGGGGAACGUUACUGUCUACCAGCCUCCAGUCCAAAAAACAACCAUCUACUAUGCCUCCCUGCUUCCUGCCCUUAAGCCAAUUUUUUAUCCAAUUGCACACUGGCCUUCCUUGAAGCCAAGGUGCAACUCUGGUGCUACAAGGCCACUUGGAGUGGAGUUAUUUGCAUCUAGUGAGCUUUUCCUGGCGCUAAAAAUUCAUCAGUGUGGUUCAUUUGUUGGUGCCAGAAUUUGGUAGUGUUUUUGGCUAUUUGGCAUUGGGUGCAAAAGAUAGUGACAGACCCAACCCCAAUCGCACAGCUUAACUGAGGCAAACAAUGCUCUGUUUGCUUUUGAGAGUAGCCUUUUUGGUUUGAGCAGAUCAACAGACGGGAGUUAAGUCUCUUUAUAACAUAAUAGCUCUUACUGCACAGACUUUGCAUUUCCUGCUACAAGAAUCUUAACACUAAAAUCUUUGCAAAGAGAAAGAACAGUGAAAACUCACAAAGCAUUCCUGCUUGUAGACAAUUAGCCCUUUAAUUAUCUAUGUGCAAUGAUAAGUGCAGCUUGUGUUUUUUUGAGUGAACAAUGAAUCUUGAGAAUUUGAUGAGGAUGUACCGACUUUAGGGAGUCACUUUGAGUCAAACCUGAGGUCCUUUUACUUGAAACCAGCAAAAAAAUCUUACUUAAGUUCAAUUGUCUAAAGUGUCAUGCAAUUGCAAUCUCUAAUUAAAUCAGUCCCCUAAUAUCAUCAUUCUUUUUGCUCUUUAUGGUAAAUUGACUAAAAGCUGAUUGAAAAAACUAUUAGACAUCUAGUAAAAGAAUCGUGGGGGUGGAACAUGUCAAUAAGCAGAACCAGACCAGGGCAAAUAAAUUGUAGUCUUUAAAUCUGUGUGUGUAACAUGAGGUUACAUUUAUACCACAAGGCAAGCUGUAUAUUAUGGGUAAACGAGCACAAAUUGUGAGCGGUAAGAGAUGGGCUACAUAUCACAAGGUCAAACCUUUUGUAAAUAUACAAAUAUACUUGACACUCUAUUUAAAACGCAGAGGGACUCUAGAGAAUUAUAGCAAUAAAUUAGAGAACUGUUAUGUGUUGUAUAAAGAAUUUGUGAAGUAUAUUUCUGUUCCUCUGUUCAUUUCAGUCGGCUUUGUUUUAUACUAAGGCCACCCUAGAAUAAUGAGUGAAAAAAGAUUUAAAACUUUAGAACUUCUUAGAUACUGAACACUCUGUUACACAAUGGCAGUGGAAAGUGAAACUAGACUGUGUGUAGUUUCUCCUAUUUAUCUUUUUAAUUUGUUGAGUUUUACUUUUUUUAAUUGGUAUGCCUUUUGUGUAAUUUAUAUAUAGGUGUACAGACUAUACAGGUCACUGAGAGCAGUUUCCCUUUGAGAGACGUUUUUAGUUUGAUGUACCAAUUUUAUUUGGAUCAAAUAGCAGCAUUGAAAGACGAGACCCAUGUAGACGGACCCAUUUAAUCAAAGAUUUUAAAUGUUCAGUGUUCAUGAAAGGUUUGUGUGUUCUUGUUACCUUGUGCUAACCACCCAGAAAUAGCUGGGAGAGUCAGAGUUAGUUUCUAACUGCACCCGUGUAAGUGUGCUUCUUGUUUCUGGAAGGGGUGGAGAAGUCUGUCAAGCCUUUAAUGCAAGGUGUGAAGCUGGAAUGUAAAUCUUCAGCCAUGGUUAAAGCAUUGCGUAUUGAACUGGAGUUGGAGAAAAAAAUUUACGGGAGGAAUUGCCCAAAAAAAUGUGUUUUUAAAUGUACCUGCUUCACCUCUUUCUAUCUGACUGAUGUAGGUCUGCAGUGUUUACACUCCAAUCUCAGUGAUACACACAUAUUCUCUCUACCAAAUGCUAACUGGCAAUGGACUUUUGUUAUCCAAUACCCACACCCACAUGUUGAUUUCUAAGUGAUUUCUAUUUUCUUUUUCUCUUUCCCCACAUCUCAAAACUAAGGUUUCCAUCCCUCAUUGUGAAAUAAGCAUUGCUUCACCUACGAAUGCUAAGGGGGUCCUGCAGAUCAUACUGGCAAGUAACAGCAUCAUGAUGUAGUUUGUCUAUGAUGGAAUAUUCCACUUAGUCCUGUUUUUUUUUUCCCGUCAAGCAUUUCCGGUAACCUGGCAUUAGGUACAAACUGUUCAGUGAUGAUUCAAGCACUGUGUUUUAUUAACUUUUGUUUCCACUGUUGUUUCCAUUGUGUCGGAAACAGAAUAAAAUUUAACUAUCAAUAAAAAAAAA